GAAAGCCUGACCCGCUCCAGUCUCGAGCCAGCUACGGGUAGUGUUUAUACAUUAUGAUGUGACAAUGACGGUUCUUAUAAUUAUGGACAGAUGCGUUAUUCUGAUCAGCUGAUCGUCUCCGUCAAUCAAGGAAAGAGAAACAUAGAAUAAGAGCCCAUUUCGAGUUAAUAAAAGGAAUCUAUAGAAAAGAACACCGUGGAGAGAAAGAAUUGAAUUUCGGUGGCUAUGUCGUUGCACCUGUGAUAGGCUUUGCCUCCAAGAGAGGCCAGUGUUGUCUGUUCUGUGUGUACAGUGGUUUUCGGUUUUGGUGGGUGUGUUGUGUGCACAUAUGAUUCGUACAAGCGAUAGAUAGAUGUGUCUUAGCCAUGCCUGCCGUGCGGAAGUACAGAAGGGAUACCAGUGAAGUGAGCUGCUGCCUCAAAUAUGUGAUAUUCGGAUUUAAUGUCAUGUUUUGGUGGUUGGGUUUGGGCAUCAUGGCUGUGGGUGUAUGGGCAUGGGCCGAGAAGGACACGUUUAACAACUUGUCCCGUCUCACAAACGUUGCGCUCGAUCCAGCGUUUAUCCUGAUUCUAGUCGGUUCCGUAACAUUUGUCAUUGGAUUUACGGGGUGUGUUGGUGCACUCAGGGAAAAUACGUGCCUCUUAGCUGCAUAUGCAAUAUUUCUGGCAUUAUUGUUGCUAAUGGAAAUGGCAGCUGGCGUCUUAGGUUUCAUCUUUAAAGACUGGAUAAAAUCGCAAGCCGCUGGUGGUUUCCAAGCGUUUAUCAUUCACUACAGAGAAGAUCCCGAUCAGCAGAAUCUCAUCGAUUGGAUUCAGGAGGAUUGGUUGCAGUGUUGUGGCAUCGAGGGGCCUAAAGACUGGGAUCGUAACAAUUAUUUCAAUUGUUCGUCGAGCGACAUUGGCUCGAGAGAAGCAUGUGGUGUGCCUUUUAGCUGUUGUAAACGAAAACCAAAUGAAAUCAUUAAAAAUAAACAGUGUGGCUACGACGUUAGGAAAUCUGGCUACACUGGAGAGAGGAGUAUAUUCGAGAGAGGUUGUCUAAGAGCAGGCGAGGAGUGGCUAGAAUUAAAUCUCGUACCUGUCGCUGGUACUGUUGUCAGCACUAUGGUUUUACAGAACCUUGAAGUGAUUUAUGAAAAAGGUUGUAUUGAGGCUGGGGAAGAAUGGGUGGAACGAAAUCUCCUCGCGAUUGCGACUGGCGCGAUUGGUACAACAUUUGCACAGAUUCUAGGGAUCUGUUUCGCCCAGAAUCUGCGAGCGGACAUAUUCGCGCAGAAGGCGAAAUGGCAUUGACAAUCCAGAGCCCCCACGGCUGUGUAGCAUCUCGUUUUGAUCGAUACUAAUCGGUUCUGUUGAUCGAGAGUGAAAAAAACUCAUGAAGAACGUGAGAGAAAGAGAAAGAGAGAGAGAGCGGAUCGGGACGGACUGUUCUGAAAUGUCUCGGCUAUCUUUCUAGAGCUUGUUAAUUGAGGAAGAAACAACGGAAGCUGGCGAAUCAAGGGGCAAACAGCGUAUCGGGACCUUAUGGUCGAUCGACGCGAAGCCGUGGGGGCUAAACGGUGGACGUGGCCGAUUUCACCGCAAAGUAAACUCUCCUACAGCCGUGAUACCUACUGCCACAACAUACAAGUACACAAUAACUUUCCGUAGCCCCAAUUGGUCGUUAAAACGGUUACUGGGGCCACUUAGGCAUAUUGAUCCUGUAUUACUCGCCGACGCGUUCCCUCCAUCGAAACACAAUAAUUAGCGACGAAGGGCCGAAUAAUCGAUCGCAAACCUACUUUCGAGUUUAUUGGACAUUUUACCGUUUCCUUUUAAUAGCAAUCGCGACGAUUCAGGUGUUACUGUCGAGCUGCUUAUAUACUGAGGCAACAUCGAGGACCAUUUCGUUGACGUUCCAUAUUUCAUGAAAAAAUUUGUCGACGGCGACAAAUGCGCAUGUUGCCCGUUUCCGUUCGAAUUGUUAAAGAUCAAAGAAAAAUAAGAAACACGCGAUAACACGGGUCAAUGGACACAAAUGUUCCUCUAGUAUAUACAAAAUUUGUCAUUUAGUUUAGAAACGACAUAGAACGCGAAGCUUAAAAUCUUUCUCGAAUUAUGGUGCUUCAUUGUGGAAAACAUGUUUAUUGGAAAUAUUUUGAAACGUGCAGCAACAAGAGUCGAGAAAAUAUGGUUUAAUGUUGUCUCAGUGUAGACGCAGCUUUAAGUUGCCGGUGUUUGUACACACUGCCAUUCUUGUAGACUAUGUCGUCGAUAAAAUGCAACCAAAGGAAAACAUCUUUCAAUCAUCAGAGAAUCUGUCGGGAUAGAAAGUAUCGUGUAUCAACGAUUUUGAAAAUCCGUUGAAAAUCCAAUAUGUUUUAAAAAGACACUUUGCAAUCGGUUCUUCCAAACGUUUGUCGCAUCUUCUCGCGUUUCAGAGGUGGGCACGAUUUUGAUUUAAACGAAAGGUGUCGAACGACGUUUGUAUACACAGAUUUUGCUUGUUAUUCUUCGAUUAAAUCGGAAUUUCAAACUGAAAAGUAAAAGGAUAUCUAGACUCGAUAGGAAUCAAAAAGCUGUUUCCAUUCGUUGUCUUCAAUUCAAACAAAAUUGUGCCCAUCCUAGCUAUUUAGUAAUAUGAUAUUAUCGUUAUAAAUAAUCAAUUUUUGCUUCUUAUUCCUUUAAGUGAAGGAAGGAGACCGUUUUAUUCGAAGAACAAUGCUAAGUUUUAUGGAGUAUGUGUGACUUGAAAGCAAAUUAUUUAGACCAAAUGAGUAGCUAAAUGUUUUGUCUAACUUGUGGUUCAGGUGAGAUCAUCUGAAAUAUACUUGAAAGAACUCGAUGAUAAGUUUGUUGCCAGCGUGAACAAUGUGUUAUUCUAUUUUUAAAAUAACAAUCAGUAUUAAGUGUUGACCUUAAGAGAUUCGCAUUCCUUAUAUUUUCUUUGUUUAUUCAAACAUCCCUAAAAAUGGAUAAACUAUCAGAAUCAUGGUUUGAGCGUCAAUUACGUAGAGCUGUCUUCUUUCAUAAGAUGAGAAAAGCAGUCCUUAAUCAAGAGAUCUAUUCAUAUUGGCAUGCAUGUGUAUAUAAGAUAAGAUUUUUUAUUUACCUCUUGCUUGCUUCAAUCGCCGACAGAGAAGCCUCCACCCACACGAAAAUAUUGCCGGCACUUCAUGUUUCGUGUUUACUAUGUGUCGUAUUUUAGCUUCUGCCCCUUUCUACUCAAUCAUCAUAUUGGACAUGGAAGUUCACAUUCCAACUUCGUGUCAAUUCCGACCGCACCCUAAACAGCUUUCAUUCUACGGUUAAGGUUUGCUCUUCCGUCUACCUUUGUUCUAGUUCCCUCCCUAUAUUCGUUUCCGGUCACACACUCGUCCGACAGUGUAUGUACUCAACGAGAAGCUUCUACUUGGCCAGGAAAAAUAGUAGCCACAGUAGUCCCCGCUUAAUAAACGCAUUUUCUCCCCUCAUAUUUGCAGAGUUAUCACCCUCAUUUCUCGAAACUGCUCGUAGCUUCCGUUCUGUUCCAUUGCUACUUGACUCCUCAGCAUUGCCUCCAAUAAGAAGGGGCUUUUUCAAUUAUGUGCGUGACGCGGUCCGCGUCUAUUAUCAUGUUUUCUCUAAACACGUAUCGCAGAGUCAUUAAGCUUGUGCACAAAAUUUUUAAACGGCAGAAUUAAAACAAAUUUCUACCUUUAAUGCAAAGACAUGGUCGUCGUAAUACAGUGAAAGCAAAAGCCAUUUGUACAUAUCGUUAGAGCGAACUGUCCGCAUAUUAAAAUAAUAAUUUAUCGUAAACCAGACAACUGAGAUUAAAACUAUGAAAAUCGCAAUUACUUUCCCACCAUGUUACAGUUCUCAAAGCAUAAUAAUGACGAAGAACAAUAACCGAACAAAUCAUCUUAAUGAACCUGCCAAGUGGAGACUAGUGUACAUUUUCAUUCACAAGCUUGGAGAACAUGAAUCCUUAAACAUGUCUAAUAAUAAAUUUACAGUACUAUUUCCGUUGAUAAUAUGAAUAUCGUAACAGUAAUGAUUUUACACAUGACAGUUGUUCAUUCACACGCGACAAGAAGGUCUAAUUGUAUUUCCGGCAGUCUUCUCACGAAACAAACGUGUUUGCAUCGCGUUAUCCUCUCUCCAAGAAGGAAGAGGACGACAGCCUUCAUCAAUUUGCACACAUUCCGUUUCGUCCUACUUCUCUUUUAAUCUUCCACUCCUUUCCUUUUACUAUGGCCGGGGAAGUAACAAACGAGCAGCCAUUCGCAGGCAAGAUAGAAGCAGUUUCGCUCCAAUCUAUUACCGUAAUUUCUGUGUCGCCCGUAAGGAUGGCUAUAUCACUGUUAACGCCAUCCUUUCUACCUCUGUCAGCAAUUUAUCUCGACUGUCGCCAUCUAGUAUAUUCACGGAAGGAAAGGUCCUUUCAAAUAGACGAAUAUUAUAGGCUACCUCGCCCUUAGUCAUAUUGCAUCGUUCAAUGUCUCGUAAUUCUUUACGUUGCGGUCACGAGACCACUUUUACAAUGGACGGUGCCAUGUUCGUCACAGUUUCAUAUCGUGACAGUACAACUCUGUGUAUCGAUUGCCAACUGAUCGAAAUAUUGUUUCUUUCUCAUGGAUGACAAAAGCAUCGAGUGUUGAAAAAAUAUGCAUUCUUGCCGCCUGUCUCUUAAGCAUUGGCAUUCGAGUAUUAUUCUUCAAGAUAUCAUUUUCGAGAAAGAGUUUGGAAUAUUUGUAGAAAAUCCUGUCUAGAUUCGAGAUUUUUUAAAGCAGUCUUCAAUUAAACAUUUAACUUCGUCACCAUUUCCUGUGAUUCCAUAGUUUUUAGGUUCGUUUCGAAAUGAAUUUCUAUAAGUAGACUACCGCGGCUUCAUGCAUAUACGACAAAGAUGAACAGAUCAGACACCAAAUUGUAAUAACAUUAAAAAGAAUACAAGUACGCAAUUAUAUUAUUUUCAAUUAUUACAGUUAUUAAAAGUGGAGAAACAUUUCCAUCUAACUUGUGUCUCUUACAAUUAACUUAGACAAUUGUUAUUUUGCAUAAAGAUCCGCAGUUUACUUAUAAGACGUAAGUAACCUUUUUUAGACCAUUCUUUGUUGCUUAAGCAAUCAUUAAAAUUUUUGAAUAUCCUCAAUGAAUACCAAAGAACGUACGACUAUGAAAACGAAUUUUAUUUUAGGCGUUCCUACCUCCUCGUACAUAAUGUGUGAUUAAUAUAGGUCGUGCAGGAGUUUCUAAAUUCGGUCUACAUAAAACGCAAAUUCAGUUGCUAUUCCAGGCUCCAUUUAUUGUUAGCAUCCAGGUCGAAUCCUUCUUCUACUAUUCAUCUUGUAGCUCUUACGUCAAAGUCAUUCCAUUUAACCCCUUACGAAACUCUUCGUAUGCUGAAUUCCAUUAUAAUUUGGAAACCUAAAUUUACAUUCCAUUUUUCUACACGCAACUAGCGCAAUUCUACAAAUUGCACCUAUCAACCAUUCACUUAUUCUACAAAUUACACCUAUCAACCAUUCACUUAUUCUACGAAUUGCACCUAUUUACCAUCCACUUAUUCUACGAACUGCAUGAAGUUUACGAUUUUUUCAACAAUUCCACGCGAAAAGCUGAUUCCAUGUGUAUCAUAAUAAUCUACCUUUAUCGUACGAUCUAAAUAAUGAUAAUGUAAAAAUAGGUUUACUAUUAAAUCUCGACUGAAUUAAGAAUUAUUUUCCAAACUGUGUCACACACACACAUGGACCACUAGUUCCUCAAUGACGAAUGAUUCUGAAACGUUAGACCACACGCUGAUGGUUGCGAGGGACUUUUGCGUGACGCAAAACGCACGUCAACUGCAAUUAUUCAAUUCAGUUUUCAGACUAGUUUAACCAGUUUUACUUUGACAUGGCAAGAGAAAGUCACGAACUGCAUACUUCUAUUUUCAAGACUAUAAUUGAAGGGCUCUUAAGAAUAUGGACGUUCCUCAAAAAAUGGCCUUUUGAAUUGCACUUUCAGAAACUAUAGAUUUACCUGUACAUGCCAACAAAUUACCAACUUUAAACGUAGUAAUUGGAUAGCAAACACGAGGAUUUAGUUGUGUCGGUGUUACGGUUUUCUAAUGAAACAAAACUUUAAAGUCGAAUAUUUCAAGAUACAAGUUUUUAAAAAAUGUCCAUAUUACUAAGAGCCUUUUAAUUUGUCUACACAAGUUGAUCAAAUACUCCAAAGCAUUCCGAAUUAUAAAUUUUUGUCGAUAUUUCUGAAAUUAUAGUGCAUUUCUUAAAGUGGUCUCACCUAAUUAGAGCUUCUCACAGAUAAACGGGAUGUCUCGGAUAAUAGUAGAACCAGGGGGAAGAUUUUGUUGAAGGUUUCAUGCUAAAUUAAGUCGAAAAAGUAGAAUUUCCAGCCUGUUUGAAGGAAUAAAAAUGAAGUGCGAACCUCUUUUCUCUUUUUUCGACUUACUUCUGCUAGCAAAGAAAUCGUAUUAUGCUUUCAAGUCCAAAAUACCAUCCAAAACAUAGCGUUGUCCUUUCCUAAUUGAUCCUUCGAGUGAGACAAGUAUUGUCAAUAACGUUAUGAUAAGCAAUAUGAAUGAGUUAUUACUUCGAGCGACAUGUACACGUUUAAAGUGACCGCCGAAACUAUUAAGAAACUGAACACUGUGAGAAUGACAAUCAUACCGUUUAUUGACACAAUAAAAUAUCGUUUCUAAUACUUUGUGAUAUUCCUCAUAGUAGCUACGCGCAUUCCUUUCUAAGUAGACUUGAAUAAUGACGGCAUAUGUUGAGAUUCUAGUCCGUCCGUUUAAAAAUUGAUCUGUUAUCUAGAAGAAGUUGAUCCAUACCAUUAUAUUUGUUAUUAGAAAUCGAAGUUAGCUGUUUUUUUUCGUUUUUGACUAUAAGCACACUCGGCUUAUUCGAUUCGUUCUCCAGUAAGCUUUAUUUAUCUUAUAAAACGUUUUAAUUUUAUGAAUACAGAUUAUAUCUGUCUGACUAAAAUACUAUGAUUCCAUUAUAAAAAUGUAGUCUUCCAUUUUUAGAGGAACAUAAUUUGAGUGUAAAUUUUCGAAUUUUAUUUGUUACAAAAAUUGAAUACUUGUUGUCAAUACACUCGUAUUGAAUAAUUGUUCGCAGAAUUAAUGCAAUGAAAACUAUACUGAGGCAACAUUUUUUAGAGAUAAUUGAAGUCGAUUUUAUUUGGACAAUUGAAAUUUUUAGUGUCUUGUAGUUAAUAUAUACGUAAACAUUUUAAAUGUAUUUAAAUGUAUUUAUGUAUCGCUGUCACUGCCGUGAAAACGAUAAAACUAUCACUGAAUUUCCAAAGGAACGAACGAAUCGAAUGCGCUGACUGUGCACGCAAAGGACGUUUCCGAUUGAGAAGUGACGGUGAAUUCAUUUCUCAAGUAGUGGAACGAGUCGGCGUCCUAUACUGUUUUAACUUCCACACACCGAAUUCACUGAAAAUUGUGAUUCCUUUUCUGUGCGUUUACGUUUCUUCGAAGAACGUCGAAAGACACGAUGCUGCGCGCACGUCAAUGACAUUUUGAGGAUGCCACUCGACUGCCGGACAGGGAUUUCGAGUUUCAAAUUAGCUUUGGACGCGCGCGUUCCAUUCGCAUUUCUACGAACCAACGUAAGGAACAAUCACGUGAAAGUGUAAACGUUCGACAUAGUGAUUAAACGUGAACGAGGAAAGACACAAAAGGAAAAGAAACGAACGAGAUAGCGGCUGGACCGCGGAUCCGCAGAAUAGCUUCAGUUUCGAUGAGGAUGUUGCUUCGUGAAAACAAAGUUCCAAAGGGAUACCUCCGAUCCUAAUUUUCUCCCGCGCGACUCUCCAGAGAGAAUCGAUUUUCCUAGAGGAAAAGAAACCAGCGUACACAAUCUUCAAGUAUGCAUGCGGACGCUUCGAUAUUUUCUACUAUUAACCCAUGUGCUCUAACUCCAUUAUGCAGAAAGUGUUUCUAGAGACUCUUCGUAAGACUCGUUACAUUUUAUUAGAUAGAUCAAUCGAAGACACAUCAAUGUAACUAACUGGUCGACAACUGGAAUCGAGUUGUCCUUGUUGUUUAUUCGUAGAACGUUCGUCCUUCCAGAUCAUCCGCUUCAAUUGACUUGUCUAAGUAAUGCGAACAAUUUUGUAUCACGACGUUUUCUCGAUAAGAGGCUCGUUGCUCGUUUCACAAUAUUUCCUCGAUAAUUGUCAAAAUUUCAAGUCUGCCGUGUAACAGUUAUGGUAGAACUACUAUAUUUUUCUGGUGUUCCGAAUGUAGAGAAGUUUUAAAUUAAAAAAUCAAUAUUCUUUAUAUAUUUGGUUCUUCAUCAACGAAACUUUUACCAUUGCAUUCGUUACGUUUCACUGAUUAAAAUGACACCAAACACGAUAUAAUUACGACUAUGUCAUUUGUGUAAUAAGUUGAUGUGCGAAACUUGAAUCGAGGUGAACAUGACAGUAAAGGUUUCGUAAAAAGGAAUAAAAAGUUAGGAAAGUCACAGUCUUUAGCUUCGUUUGAAUUAAUAUGAGUGUCACAUUUUCGCCAAUUAUGGAGAGAAUACUGUACUACGAUUUCUCGAAGUCGUCGUAACGCCCAAGCUACUCUCAGAUGGAACCGUUUUGUCGAAUCAAAACGCCACCAGCCACGAGUUUCUUAACGAGAAGACGUCGUAACCACGUGAUAUUAAAUAGCUGUAAAUGUUUUCGAUGGAUUACGUUAAUCGACUCGAUUGUAUUGUAUUUUCAAAAAAUAAUGUGGAUAGAUGUAACACUCGGUUCUUUGUGCAGUUUUAAUUCUCGUCUUCUUUUGGUUUCCUGGUCCAAUGUUGAUACAGACUGAACUCUCCUCGAGAAUGGACCACGAAACACAUAUAUACGUACGUUCAUGCGUUAGUUUGUUAAUCAUGAGAGCUGACAAUUCAAAGGAGAACGCUUCUAAACGUAACAUUUCUUCAGAAUUUAAUUUCAUAUGUCUGAAAAUAUUUUUCUACGGAUUACCAACAUUUGGCACAUCUACAGGCUAAAUAAAGUAGUUCAAAUGAUUUGACUGUACAUAAAUUAUAAAUAAAGCUUUUACAACUACCACAGUUUUAUGGAAAA
Messenger RNA from Megalopta genalis, 9047 nucleotides. RefSeq names its product Tetraspanin 26A (gene Tsp26A). The record is from RefSeq and is a predicted model, not a curated record. Gene Ontology annotation, cellular component: plasma membrane. Lineage: Eukaryota; Metazoa; Arthropoda; Insecta; Hymenoptera; Halictidae.